CUAUAGGACUCCACCCGUGUGGUUGAUAUAAAUACCAGGGAGUGUGACUUCCCUUCUGAACGGCUCCAUAGAGGAGUGAAACAAUGGGUUGGGGAAUAUGUAUUGCUCUGCUGCUCUGCCUAUGUGGAUCCGCUCUCAGCAGGCCUCUAGAGCUCCAGCAGUUCUUUGAUUCCCCAUCUGGAGGUGAGACCAUUGAGAGAUGUUCCCCUGAAGGCCUCCCUGGAGAUGACAUCAUUGGAUCCAUUAUGAAGAUGAAUAAAGGAAGAACCAGGUUGCUACAGCACGGAGACGUUGCUAACCGAAUGAGGCGCAGUGCCAUUCGCUGCGCUGGCCAAAACUGCUAUUGGCUUAAGUCUGCUGAUGGACUGGUCAAUGUUCCCUAUACUCUGCCUUCAGAAUACACCAUACAGGACAGAGCCGCUUUAGAAGCAGCCAUGUUGGAAUUUUCUACCCUGACCUGCGUCCGUUUUGUUCCACAUACUCAUGAGAGAGACUUCCUCAAUAUCAUAUCGGACAGUGGCUGCUGGUCAUUUCAAGGACGCAGAGGAGGUGGUGGGCAGGACUUGUCCUUGCAGAGAGAUGGUUGUUUGUCCCAUGGGAUCAUACAGCAUGAACUGAAUCAUGCUCUGGGAUUUGUCCAUGAGCAUACCCGGAGUGACCGUGAUUCCUACGUGAAGAUCUUUUGGAACAACAUCCAACCAGAAUACAAGGACAGCUUCAUCAAGAUGGAUACCGAUAAUCAAGGUUUAGAUUAUGACUAUGACUCUGUGAUGCAUUAUGGGAGAUACUCCUACAGCAUUGAUAGCCAGCUUCCCACAAUUCAGCCCAUUCCCAAUGGGCUCAUCCCAAUCGGACAGAAAAACGGACUGAGCAGCCUGGAUGUGGCCAAGAUUAACAGGCUCUAUAACUGCAGCAUGUGCAGUUCUGUUUUGUCGGGUUUCUCUGGGACCUUUUCUUCAGCCUCCAACCCUUCCUAUUACCCAAACCACCAUAACUGCUCCUGGCUGAUCCGCAUUCCAUUUAACCAGGUUCUGCUGAAGUUCAGUGCAUUUGCUGUCCAGUCCACCACAGGCUGCACUGCUGACUACAUACGUGUAUAUGAUGGGGCCAGCAGGUCUUCACCUUUGCUAUUGGACCGGGCAUGUGGCAGCAAACAGUUGCCAUCUUUAGUGGCAUCUAGCAACGUGAUGCUGGUAGAAUUUGUCACAGAUGCAGCUGUCAGUGCUUCCGGCUUCAAAGCAUCAUACAACACAGUGACUUGUGGCGGAACAAUGACCAUGCGCAGUGGGAAUUUCUCUAGUCCUGGAUAUACAACACAUGAGAACUACCCUCCUUUCAGUGACUGUACCUGGACUAUGAUUGCCCCUGUGGGGUUCAAGGUGCAGCUCAAUGUGUUUAAUGUGGUUGUGGAGUACAGCAGCCCAUGUCAGUACGAUUUCAUAGAGAUCAGAGAUGGCAUGAUGCCCACGUCCCCACUGCUGGAGACAAAAUGCGGCACCGGAGACAUCCCCACCGUAACCUCCUCCCAGAAUGCCCUGCUCCUGCACUUCUACAGCGACAGCUCCAAUGAGUCUACGGGAUUCCAGGCGGAGUACUCAUUCGUUCCAGCUUUCUGAAGGGAUGACGGAUGGAACACUGAAUAAGAGACCACCACAAAUCAACUGUGGGUUAUCCAAGUAUUUAAAUGUUGUUCAGAUUGGGGACCACAAACGUUUACAAAAUCAGUGUGAUGCGUUCCACUUUCUAAUGUUCUAAUUGAAGUCCAUGUUUCUUAUGUCCCUGGGAAAUGAAAUUAAUAAACUCAGAGAGUAAUCUUCUGCCUCUUCUAUCAUUUAUUUCUCUCUAUUGCUGGUGAUGGACAUUAUGUGUCUUUUAUCAGACCCAGUUACUACGACUCC
Xenopus laevis (African clawed frog) is the source of this 1898-nucleotide messenger RNA. RefSeq names its product synaptotagmin 13 S homeolog. The record is from RefSeq and is a predicted model, not a curated record. Lineage: Eukaryota; Metazoa; Chordata; Amphibia; Anura; Pipidae. The coding region runs from base 84 to 1616 and encodes 510 amino acids. The transcript is spliced from 13 exons.